Eruca vesicaria subsp. sativa (arugula) is the source of this 1977-nucleotide messenger RNA. NCBI's taxonomy places the organism in Eukaryota, Viridiplantae, Streptophyta, Magnoliopsida, Brassicales, Brassicaceae. The record is from the annotation of a GenBank genome assembly.
UUCUUCGCCUCCUUCAUCUUCACGGCACAUUUCCACAGUAAUAAAGAGCUUUACCUUUGUCUCUCUCUUACGUUUACUCAUAGACUCACUCAUCAUCAAGCCCCUUCUUCUCUCGACGUGUAGAAGGAUUCAAAAACACCUUUUGAAGACGAUUCUCUCUGCGCCACUCUCAAAUCUGUUGUAUAGAAUCUAAAAGCAUUUUCACAAAUGAGUCUGUGAGCCAUUCCUAGCAACUUCCUUAUGGCAGAGAGGAAACUGAACUUGGAAGCACCUCUUCUUUCAACAAGGCGGAUGCAGAAGACAUCAGCAGUCUCUGUCCGUAGAAAUAAGACAUUUGACUUCACUCAUGACUCCAAGACAAAUGAUGUUUCUUCCUCCUCUGUUCUUGUCCCAGAGAUGGGUUUAGAUCACUUCACCGACUCUGCUUCUGUUCCUUUCACAUGGGAGCAAGCUCCUGGAAGAUUAAAAGGAAAUGAUUCCACACCACAGCAAGUCUUCACACCAUGUCUUCCUCCAGGAAAAGCCGUUACUAGAAACCUGAGUUCAAAGGGUAAACAAGUUGAUGAAGAGGAAGAGUCAGAGGAUGUGUUUUCUGAUGCUCGUGAUACACUCUCUCCAAAGGACUCAUUCUCUGUAAAACAUAGCAUUAGCGGUGUGAGUGGAUAUGGUGUUGUUGCUGAAAAGAAGAAAACACUAAAAACUACUGAGGAUCCUCAAUCUCGGGACUUCAUGUUGAACCGUUUUUUACCAGCUGCUAAAGCUAUGACUGUGGAGCAGUCUCAUUAUGCUUUGAAUCGUAAACCGUCUAGUUUUAUGGCUGAACCAACGUUACAGGUAAGAGACUUGGUGCCAGUGGAGAAGCGGCAAAAUUCUAAUAGGUAUGAUGAGUCUAUAGUCUUGCCUUUUUAUGACCACCAACACAUAGAUGAUGAAGAAAGCAAUGAGGAGGAGGAGGAUGAUGCAGAUGGUGAAGUUUCUGAGUAUGCUUAUCUUCCAAGGAGAGGUUGUGGGAUGUUGCCACAGUUGUGCUUUAAAGAAUCUCUAGGUAUGCUGAACACAGUGCCUGGUUUUAAAACCAAACACAAGCCAUCCCUAAGCCAGGAUCAAGUCAAGUCAAGCAAGGUUUCUCAACUCAAAUCUCGGUUCCAAUCUGUCAAACAGCUGGCUAUUGAUUCCGUUUCGAAGCAAAAGUUGAGUGGUAAAGUUCAAUCUCCAGUUCAUCCAAGCAUGGGAAAGAAGUUCAACUCUGAAACAAACCUAACUUGUUCUGCAAGUAGGUCUUCAUCUCCUUACAGAUACACUAGAUGCAUGUCACCAUUUCGCACUGCAAGCUACCCUUCUCCGUUUCACCCCACGUGUUUGCCUGACACUCGUAAGGAAACUGAGAGCCUGAGAGCUAACAGGUUGAACAAGCAUAUUAGAAACAUAAGUAGCUCUCAGGAAUUACUCUACGCAAAAGACAACGGCUCCACUAGCUCUCUCGUGGAGAAGACAGUAUGUGUGGACACCGAGGAAGCAGAGAAGAAACAAGACACCAAUCUUGAGCUUGAUGAGUUGGAAAAUAUUAGUAUUAGAAGUGGGAAUGAUCGGUCUCCUCUUGCACCACCUUCGCCCAAAAAGCCUUCUGAAUCUUGGCUUUUGCAUAACCUGCCUUCAGUAACAUCUCAAAAGCAGGGUCUUCAUGGAAACUCCAGGAAUGUUAGCAAGUGGGAAACUAUUGUUAAGACUUCAUACAUGCACAGAGAUCAUAUCCGAUUUUCCGAAGAACUGGUUGCUCAUACACCUCUUCAAUGACUAAGCUUGAAGCUUUGACCUUCUGAGAAUACAUGCGUUUCAGCUUGAUUAGCAAUUUUGGGACAGUCAUUUUCUUUCACUGGUGUAAAGAAAGUCCGUGAUUGUAACUAUCCAUAAAUGCUCUCCACUGGAAACUUAAAUAUUUGUUAGUUUACCUAAUAAGAAUCACUCAUCUUUUGCUUA